GUGAGGACUUAGGGGUCCGUGGUGUUAUUUUUGUUCAUCUCGCAUUGCGUGUUUUUUCUCUCUAACGAUAAUGCUGUCUGCUUAAUUGGGAAUUAUGCGGUAUAUUUUAGCCAUCGCUUUAGUUUUACAGGUCUGGAUUGGCCUGAGCGAUGCCAUCGCUGGUGGUUAUGUCAACUGUUUCUCAGAGAACAUCCGGCAGCGCCAUUUCUCCGUCAGUCCCGGGAGUUACAACCCAGACAAGAUGGAGCCCAACUACUGUCGGGAGCGGUGCGGGGCGUUUGACUACCUGUACGCCGCCCUAGCGCACGGCAAGUUCUGCUUCUGCUCCCAAACCCUGCCCGUGGGUAAGAACGUCACAAACACCCCCUGCAACAUGACGUGUGAGGGUAACCCCAGUGAGAUCUGCGGCAGUCGGAAUUACGUCAGUGUCUUCCGCUCCAUCUCAGCCAUCACUGGAUUAGAGGUGACAUCAAAUGUGUCUGGCAUCCUGACAGUACCAGCAAGCAUCGGUCUCUCCAUAUCUGUGAAUUCAGGUAACAAUAUCCUGUACAUGGUUGAUUACGGCGACACGUCCGGCUCUACGGUAGGAAACGAGACGGACUAUGAUUCACGUCAGAUCUACAGGCCCGGUCAGUACGUCGUGAAAGUUGGAGCACAGGACGUAGAUAAAACUAUGCCGGUAUCGUACGCUGUGACAGGCUUCACCCUGGAGCAGACGGUGGAGAGUGUGGACAUUCUGUGUGACCCCGCCUUCGCCACCUACGAGGAGGGGGAGUGUGUGGUCACGGUGUGGAAGGGAACAGAUCUGAUGAUGGACGCCAACUUCACUGACCGUCACCCUUACGAUGUCCGUCUGGAGUACAUCGCUGAUCCCAUUGUGUCUAUAGCAGGCACCUGGGUACCCAACCCACCGAACACAACACCAUCAACUGGUGCUUACGUCAUGAGGGCCGCCGAGUUCACGACCUCUGGUAAAAUCUACGGCUGGAGGAUGCACGUGCAAACAGCGGGACAGAUUAAAAUAUACGUGCUGAGCCCCUCCUGUACCACGACUAGCACGACCUACUGCUACGAGUCCAACUCCUGCAAGGCCAGCUGUCUGACCACGUCCAAGGCCAUCAGCACCGCCUGUUCUGCCAGCGACGCCUUCUGUGGACAGUCCGGCAAAUGUUAUGCAACUUGCAGCAGUACGGCGUCCAGAUACGGCACGACACAAAUCAAUGUGGACUCAUACGUCAUCAACCAGACGAUAACCUUUAACCCCACGACCACGGGCACCAAGUGGUUCGACCAAUCACCGUACCUGGACGUGGAGCCAGGGUUUGUGCUAGGGGUCGACCACUCCGUGACGGGGAGAAUAUCAGAGAUGAGUGCCCCCAUCAACGACAUCAAGUUUACAUCAGCGUCCUUUAGCCAAGCUGGGGGGACUCUUUACACCAGCACUCAUGCUCUACAGGCGUACUACUCUAGUGGCUCAAAGGUCCUCUUGAAGUUCACCUUCUUGAACAACCCCAUCAUAUUCCCAAUGGACGUGACGGUCUACAACCGAAAACAAGCGACCACCGCCACCAACACCACAUACAUCAACCUGUUCGAAGGCGUGGACUUUGCCAUCAUCGAAGGUCCUGAGUACGUGGCCGCCAACGAACCAGCUCUCUUCACUUUAGCCAAUCACACUGGUUCCAACUUGACCUACAUCUGGAACAUCACCGACGGCAGCCCAAUAGGUAGCCUCCCCUACCUGAACCACACCUUCCUGGCCAAGGGCGACUACAACAUCUCUGUGGCCGUCUUCAACGUCAUCAGCAGGAAGGACAACUACACUACAGUUCACGUGCAGGAUAGGAUCACCGGCCUGGUCAUCACAGCCGUAGACUCGCCCGUCAACACACUGGUCAACCUCAACGUCGCCUUGGCCACAGGCUCGGACUUUACCUGCAAGCUCAACUACGGGGACGGGAACCCACCCGUGGAUCUGACCCCACUGGAGAUUACGAUCCCUACCUCAGUGCAGACACACGAGUACCUGGACAUUGGCUUCUACACUUUGGUCAUCUUCUGUGAAAAUAUGAUCAACAACGCCACCUCUAAAGUCGACAUCUACAUCGAGGAGCCAAUCACCAACCUACGGGCAGCUCGCGAGGGCGCCCCGACCUUGGAGGCCUUCAGGUUCGGCUGGCUCCUAGACUCUGGCUCCAACGUCAUCUUCCAGCUGACCUUCAACGGUGCCAGCCUGGCUAUUGACCCCGCGGCUUCUGACGUCAACAGCUACGUCUGGGAGUCUGUGAUAGUGCCUGGCAAGCCUGCCAACGGGUACCCGUAUUUUUUACAGUUCUCAGAGAAAUACUGGAAAGUACGCAAUCUAUAA
This is a messenger RNA of Physella acuta, 2368 nucleotides long. RefSeq lists its product as uncharacterized. Lineage: Eukaryota; Metazoa; Mollusca; Gastropoda; Physidae. Gene Ontology annotation, molecular function: monoatomic cation channel activity. The record is from RefSeq and is a predicted model, not a curated record. Gene Ontology annotation, biological process: calcium ion transport. Gene Ontology annotation, cellular component: plasma membrane.